Oncorhynchus tshawytscha (Chinook salmon) is the source of this 2026-nucleotide messenger RNA. RefSeq names its product zinc finger protein with KRAB and SCAN domains 1-like. Gene Ontology annotation, molecular function: RNA polymerase II cis-regulatory region sequence-specific DNA binding; DNA-binding transcription factor activity. The coding region runs from base 202 to 1719 and encodes 505 amino acids. The record is from RefSeq and is a predicted model, not a curated record. Lineage: Eukaryota; Metazoa; Chordata; Actinopteri; Salmoniformes; Salmonidae. Gene Ontology annotation, biological process: regulation of transcription by RNA polymerase II. The transcript is spliced from 3 exons.
UUCUCUUCUGUGUAAACGGAAGUGAACAGUGACCAAGAACAAUUUCCACAUUUGCGUUUUUAUUUUGACGUUUAUUGACACCAUGGAAAUCAAAAUAUGACCAAUUUAACCGCACAUCAUCACAUACCUAGCCCAUAUAGUCUUUAAUUCUCGUUGGAUAUAGGACUUAGUUGAUAGAUGUUAUCUACCUAGCUGCUAACAAUGGCUAACUGUUUGGUUUUUCACACUCAAAUAGCCUCCAUUAUGGAGGUGCUUGCGAAUGCAGCCGUGGCAGACAUCUGUAAACUCGUAGACGACGACUAUGCAGUGUUGCGUUUGGAAAUUUCUCAAAGCCAGAAAGAAAACAAGACAUUGCGGAGGAAACUACAGCUGCUGGAACUGAAGGUGGCACGGGAGCGCGUCCCCGCCAGUCAUCCCAGUAGUGUCAAGAUCCUCGACCGACACCGAAGCAUAGCAAGAGGUGAAGGACAUCUCACUGGAGGCCACAAGAGGGUUGUGAAGCCAGCACUACACAAUACAUGGAGACAUGACCAACCAAUCACUGUUGAUGAGAGUGGAACCUCAACCCAGCACGUUAUCAUGAUAGAGUCUGCAGAUGCAGAAGCUGCAGGUCCUGGGGUUAAGCAGGAGAGGUCUGAAGGAGAGGAUGACCCACGGCACAGUAGAGACAUCCAGACUGGAGCGCCCCCUGUAGCCACAGAGGACCCCACCACUGCCCCAGCACAGCCCAGGAGCCGACACAGCAUCACGGAGGUCAGUGGAAAGCCGAACACCGUCCUCAAGUCAGAGACCGAUACAAAGACUUUAACGGUGCUGGAGCGACUGGGCUGUACUCCUGCUCCCCGCUCAGAGUAUUUACUUCGCGGUAACCUGAGCCCGAGGACGGUUCUGUCCCAUCGGGACUCAGGUGACACGCUACAGACUGGCAAUGAUCUGUCCUGUUCAUAUGCUACAGAGACAGAGAUGAUACCUGGUGACAUGCCUGUGGGCUUUGAUACACAGACUAAUCCAAUGAGAGGGGACUGGAACCGGUACAGUACAAGUGUAUACUCUGAAAGGUGCCUAGAUAAGAAAGGGGCGGGUCUGGUCGAAGAUGAGGUGACUGUGAAAGUGGAGGGUGACACUCCUCUGAUAUGGAAUCCAGACGAAACUCACUUAGGAGAACAACACUCGCAGGGCAACAACAGUGACUUCUUAGAUUACAGGAAAAGCUUAGAGACAAAUCUAAAUGUCGCGACCCACUCCCCUUUACACGUGUUCAGGGAAUGCGACCCAGUGUCCACGUCGAUGGGGCCUUCUGAUUCACACGGCCACGUCCUUUUUGAUCAGGUAUUGAACUCAAACGACAGGGUUAGAGCCCAGGUACAGGGAGGGGGCUCAACAUCAGGCAAUAGUAAAGACAAACCGUUCCUCUGCAUGUUCUGUAACAAAGGCUUCAGCUGCCUCCAGAAGGUGGAGAUUCACCAGAGGGUCCACACAGGGGAGAAACCCUUCAACUGUACCCAGUGUCAUAUGCGCUUCGCUGAGGCUGGCAACCUGAAGAGACACCAGAGGGUCCACACAGGGGAGAAACCGUUCGUCUGCCACCUUUGCCGGGCCAGUUUCUCCCACUCGUUCAACCUGAAAAGGCAUCAGAGGGUCCACACAGGGGAGAACUCUACAGCGGCCCCCAGUGUGAGAAGAGAUUCUCCCACCAGCACCAGCAGAAAAUGCACCUGAAGGUCCACACGGGGGAAAGAGUUUCUCGGAGAGGAGCUACCUCAGGAUACACCAGCAGAACAACCAUUCAACUGGAUAGCUGCUGACAUUUAGAUCAAACCCUGCAUGAAAGACAAAGUUGAAUUUUCAUUGUUGUCAGCAGAAAAUAUCCACAGAUGCAUCUGGAAUAACGAGAGUGACAGAUUUCAAUGUUCAAUAUUUCUGGGUAGAAUAUUGCAUCCAGACAUUGUGUGAUAUAUACAGUGCCUUGCGAAAGUUUUCGGCCCCCUUGAACUUUGCGACUUUUUGCCACAUUUCAGGCUUCAAA